This is a messenger RNA of Cryptococcus amylolentus CBS 6039, 1075 nucleotides long. RefSeq lists its product as hypothetical. Gene Ontology annotation, biological process: mitochondrial respiratory chain complex IV assembly. The coding region runs from base 37 to 531 and encodes 164 amino acids. Gene Ontology annotation, cellular component: mitochondrial inner membrane. The transcript is spliced from 2 exons. The record is from RefSeq and is a predicted model, not a curated record. Lineage: Eukaryota; Fungi; Basidiomycota; Tremellomycetes; Tremellales; Cryptococcaceae.
UUGUCCUCUUUCGCUCUUCCACAUCUCAAUCCCACUAUGCCCGCCUUCCCAGCACGCCCACUCAAUGCUCGCCCCAAUCCCCUGGUCCAACAAGUCCGGAAACACCCCUUUAUCUUCUUCGGACUGCCCUUCGUCGGCAUCAUCGUCGGCGCGUCCUUCGCGCUCCAAGCGUUCACUCAAACUCGCUAUGACUACCAUCAGACAAAGGUGAAGACAAUAGAAAAAGAGUCGGAGCUGGGGAUGAAGUCGGACAGGAGAAAGGUGGAUUUGCGAGAAGAAUACUAUAGACUCAAUAACCCCGACGCUCUCCCAUCCACUUACGGUGCAUCUGCAGAACCAUCAUUAUCCUCUCUAGACGCCAGAUCUACCGCCAAACCGUCGCGGAAGAAGUUCUCAAUGGCAGCCGUUUCGCAAGACGACUAUGAGCCUGUGCGUGUUCCCAGACCGCAAGGGGUGCCAGAGUGGGGAGCUGGGAAUGCCGUCGAGGAAGCGCCUCUGAAGGGAUAUAGGAAGGAGGAUAGAUGGGUUUGAUGGGCUUCCUGUACCGUUUUAUUACAGUGACAAUUUUGGGAUUUUGGGACUGUACGAGUAUGUAACACCACUGCCACGACACUUAUCACCAGAUGAAGUGCGUCCUACGAGCUAUUCAUCAAGUAUAGACUAUGUAUAUAGUGGCACACCCAAGACCACAAACGAGUACAACUAUUAUCCGAUUUAUCGGGUACACCCAAGACGGGGUCGAGAAGAACAAGACACUUCUACAUCUCUACGUUGGCACCCCACCUCUCCACCCAUCCACAAACCCUUCUGUCCCAUCACCCACAAGCGCCUUCCACGUCUCCCACUGCUCUAUCAGGUCGAAAAAGUUUGCCGAGCCGCCCAAUACGCCGAGAUAAGCGCUAUAGGGGUGCUGGUACUCUGAGUUGCCCACGAGUGUCCUUAGGGAUGAGGGAAUGGGAAUAUGGAGGUUGAGAUACUUGGGGGCUGAGAGCCAUGUGGCUUGAUUGUCGGUGCCCCCUUCUGCAGAUCCGAGAGAUGGGGAGCGGACGGUCGGGACGACAGGGUCUAAUCCCAA